Patella vulgata (common limpet) is the source of this 1961-nucleotide messenger RNA. RefSeq names its product exocyst complex component 1. The transcript has 19 exons. Gene Ontology annotation, cellular component: plasma membrane; exocyst. The record is from RefSeq and is a predicted model, not a curated record. Gene Ontology annotation, biological process: Golgi to plasma membrane transport; exocytosis. Gene Ontology annotation, molecular function: phosphatidylinositol-4,5-bisphosphate binding. Lineage: Eukaryota; Metazoa; Mollusca; Gastropoda; Patellidae. The coding region runs from base 150 to 1961 and encodes 603 amino acids.
UUCGCCCUUGCUGUAUUAAGCUGUCUGAUAUUGUAGGGUGGCUUAUUGUAUGCCAGUUUAAUCUCGGCGCUGUGAGUUGUCAAAACAGGAAGUUGAUGAAUUGAGAAACUGAAAGAUGAAUAAAAUAUAGAUGUUGUGUCAGGUGAAACAUGGCUUCGGUAAAACACACCCUACAGAGAGAUUUGUUUCUACCAAACGAUGAAAGAUUAAUCAGUUUAAUCAGUGUUUAUAAACCACCGAGGAAGAGAAAAGGAUCAUAUCUAUGUGCUGUAUUAAAUACCACAGACAGCCCUAUUAGAGUUUUUAUUUAUCAAGUUAAAAAGACAGACCGAGGCGACGCAUAUAAGAAGAAGCUCUCCUGGCUGUUACGGGAUCUCAGAAAUGUGGAUGGCAGAAGUGCACAAAAGGAAACAACAGAAUUUGACCUUCAAUUUGAGAAAAUUUACAGCUGGGCUACGAGUAGCGUGGAAGAAAAGGAGGGGUUUUUGUCUUCAUUAUGGAGACUGAGCCAGCGAUACCUGAUACAGAAACCGACAUUUGUUAACAUUCCAGAACAUUUAAUACAAGACAUCAACAAGCCGUUAGAUCAAGGUCAAGCAGCACAAGAUGGCGAUGAUAUUUCGAUUGAGGAUGAGGACUAUCAGGCGCUGUCAGCGAAAGAAGAAUCCGAUCUAGAACGUCUCAUGUCAUCAUGCCAAGCUGGUAUCGCUAAUGCAGAGGUCUUUGCUGAUCAACUCUCUAAAGAAUUAUCUGUACUGGAUGGGGCUAAUAUUCAUUCUAUCAUGGGAUCAGAAGAUCAGGUUUUAAAUCUAAUGAGGUUACUGGAUGAUGGAAUAAAACAAGCGGAAAUGGUUGAACAACAGUUGAAUUCAUAUGAUACAAUAUUAGAGAAUGUCAAGGAACAGAUGGAAGUAAUGAAAGAUAAAGAUAUGUUGAUGACCAUCAGAAAUACAAAUCAUCAUAAAUUAACAGAAGAAUUAAAUGGACUAGUGAGUAAUAUGGAUUUAGAUUUAAAACAUAUGAGUGCAUUAUUAGAUGGUGAUUUACAGACACCAAAUGGUAUUUAUGACUGUGCUAUAGCAGCUCAAGCUUUGUAUCGAUGUAUGAAUGUUGACAUGGAUCCAGCAUUAAAAAAACUUGGCGCUGUAGAAGAACAACAGAAGAAGUUUGGUAAAAUAUCGGCUACAUUCAGUAAAAGAUUAAUACAACAUCUAAAUAAUCUAUUUAUACAUCAGGGCAACCAAAUGGCAGAAUUAUUGAGUCGUUCAUCUGGUGAAUUAAAGAUGCCUCAACAUGAUAAGAUUCACAAAGAGUUGAUUAUUUAUUCUGAUUUAAUGUACUGGUUAAAAACUACAGAUCCACAUGUCUUUGAUUGUCUCUCAGAGGUAUACUGUGAGAAUCUAUCCAAACUUUAUGUAAGAGAGUUACAGGAAUUUUUAGAUUGUGCCAAACAAAAGCUGGCCAGUAAAACAGAGAAAGGAAAACAUAAUAUGGCUUCCAUGUUAUCAGGCUCAUCAACAAGUUUAGAAAAAGUUUCUUCCAAAGUACGCGGUCGAUCACCUUCCAUGCAGAGUAUCGAUUCCGUUAGCAUGAGAUAUGGCUCUGAAACAGACAUCGCUAAUAGAAACCUGUUUGAUUCAAUUUUAGAGAAAGUAUUUGUAGAGUUAGAAAGAGUUUGUUUAGCAGAACAAGAUUUCUGUGAUAAAUUCUUUCACUUAAGUGACACAGUUGUAGCAGAAGCUAAGGAUGGUGAUCAAGACAAUGAUAGUAGUGAUAUCUGGACACCAAGAAAAAUCACAAAUGUUCAAGAGCGACAAAUCAACGAUUCAGUUCGGUCAAUGUUAGGAAGUUUGUUUCCAUCAUUGGAACAUGAUAUAGAUAAUUUUAUCAUGUUUUCUGAUCGACAAGAUGGUCUAUAUUCCAUGUAUAUGUUAGUAAGAAUGACUAAUUUCAACAUUUAG